Molecule: messenger RNA, 1174 nt
Organism: Gossypium raimondii (Peruvian cotton)
Lineage: Eukaryota; Viridiplantae; Streptophyta; Magnoliopsida; Malvales; Malvaceae
Exons: 5
Coding region: 172-1008 (278 amino acids)
Cellular component (GO): chloroplast
Molecular function (GO): acyltransferase activity, transferring groups other than amino-acyl groups
Source: RefSeq, a predicted model, not a curated record
CCAGAUGACUUGGAAAAGCUGGAGCCAAUCGUGUCUAGCAGUGCGAAAAGAACCUGAAAAACUAUAAAUUCUAAUAUAUUCCAUUAUCCUUUUGAGCUUUUGAUUCUGAUUUCUUAGUAUGUCACACCAAAUAUAGCAAAGGAUAACCCCAUCACAUUUCUUAUUUCAAAGAUGGCACUCCUCUUCUCGUUACCUCCGCCUUCUUCUCCUUCCUCCUCUUCUCCUUCGUUUUCUUCACAUUGUUUUACCAUUUCACUCUCUUCCGGCCACCAAUCCUGUCGCCGUAUCCGGUUUCUGCCAGUCGCAGCUACCACCACCACUCACAAUCGUCAGCAUUCCAUUCCUCUUGACAAGUCUUCGCUAGCUGUUGCUGAAGCGUCGGAGGAGGACCAGCUUUGGGCAGCCGCUUGCCUCCGUGUUCGCUCCUUCUAUGACUUCCAGGCUUCCUCCUAUGGCAUCCAUGAUCAUAAAAGGUACUUGGCGGAACGUGAAUUUGUUGCGCUAAAGGAAAGAAUUGCUGGGAAGAGGGAGGGCUUUAAGAGAGUUUCUUGCAUAAAUGCUACGCUUCCAUUGUCACAAUUGUCAAGCUCUGAAAAUGAUUUAUGUGCUGCAUGUAAGUUUACUUCCAAUGGAGAGGAUAGAGUAGUUGUUGGAACCCUUGAUCUUAACCAAUGUCUUUGGCUUCCAGAAGAAAUAGCUGGAACAAAACCAGAGGGGAUUGAAGCUGAUUUUGGAAGAGCAUACUUGAGCAAUGUAUGUGUUGCAAGGGAACUGCACAGAAAUGGCUUAGGUUAUGACAUUGUCACAAAAUCAAAGAUAGUUGCCGAAGAAUGGGGCAUAACUGAUCUAUAUGUACAUGUUGCUGUCGACAAUGAGCCAGCGAAGAAUUUGUACAUGAAAAGUGGUUUCAUUCAUGAAAAUGAUGAGCCUGCUUGGCAAGCUAGAUUUCUAGAUAGGCCCCGACGGAUUCUUUUAUGGAUUGGUCUUCCUUGCACUAAUGAGUUGUAAACUUAUAAUAUUAUAGUCAUUUCAUCUUGUUUCCUGUUCUUGUUAUUAUACGUUUUGAUUCCAUGCACGUUUAUAUCAUUUGGAAAACUGUCCCAUUUCAAAAUGCAAUAUAAUCUAUAAACUAUAUAAUAUAAAAGGAAGUUCCAAAUACCUUCCUUCUUUGACA